Molecule: messenger RNA, 1821 nt
Organism: Saccharomyces kudriavzevii IFO 1802
Lineage: Eukaryota; Fungi; Ascomycota; Saccharomycetes; Saccharomycetales; Saccharomycetaceae
Gene: TAF7
Product: TATA-binding protein-associated factor TAF7
Exons: 1
Coding region: 1-1821 (606 amino acids)
Biological process (GO): transcription initiation at RNA polymerase II promoter; RNA polymerase II preinitiation complex assembly
Cellular component (GO): transcription factor TFIID complex
Molecular function (GO): RNA polymerase II general transcription initiation factor activity
Source: RefSeq, a predicted model, not a curated record
AUGGCUGUUAUAAGGAUUAAAAAGCCCAGAGAGCCAAAACAAGAGGAAAACACUUUAGAAAUCGAGCCCAAACUAAAGAGAAUUCGCAUAAAGACUAAGGCCGGUGAUGAAGAAGCCAAACCAAGACCCAAACUGAAGAUAGAUCUGAAGAAGAAGAAGGAUAAUGUCGAAGGCAAAGAAAAGAAAAAUUCACUGAAGCUUAAACUGAACUUGAAAAGGAGCGAAGAACCACUAAAAAAGGUACAUAAAACCCCAAAAUUACGUCUCAAGCCCAUUAGAAUCCCUGGCGAGGCUUACGAUUCAGAAGCCUCUGAUAUUGAAGAUGAUCCCCUGAUAGAGACUGGUAUAGUACUAAGGAUACUCCCAGAUAUACAGUUAGAGUUCGUGAAGAACUCCUUAGAAUCAGGUGACUAUUCUGGAAUAAGCAUCAAGUGGAAGAAUGAGAGACACGCCAUUGUGACCAUAAAUGAUGUAAUGUACGGUGCCAUUUUAGUAGAUUUACCCACUGUGAUAGAGGUAAAUAAAAGUGUUGAUAGAAAGAACCUUUUGAAGACGUUCGACGUAUCACAAAUGCUGCUAUGCGUAAGAGCUAUACAGAAUGAAGAAGAAGUAUAUACUCUAGAAGCACCGGAUACGGAAGACUUAGUGGUUAAACACUUCGAAGACAUAGAGGAUGAAAUUGGGGAGAACAAAGAAACAUUAUUGAAAGGGUACAAUGGAGCAGCGCUGAGUGACGUGGAGGCUAAGUAUUUGAAAAAGAUUGCCUUGAAAGGUUUUGAUUAUAAGCAUGGGAUGUCGCCACCACUAUACAAUGUUCGAAAUAGACGAUUCAGGCGGAAAAUGGAUCCUAAUGAAAUAGAUUACGUGGAGAAAGUGGUCGAUAUGCUUUUAAAACAAGACAAACAGGCUGAAGAAGUCAGCUAUGAUCUGGUUGACAGUAGUGAACUACAAACAAAGCAAGAACGCGUUUCCAGUUGGGAGAAUUUCAAAGAGGAGCCUGGUGAGCUUUUGUCUGGACCUAAAAAGAAAAAGGAAGUACAUACAGUUGCACCGACAGCAGAAGGGCAAGAAGAUGAGGAAGAAGAAGAGGAAGAGGAUCUUGAUUUGGGUGCAGCUUUUGAAAGUGAAGAAGAAGGAGAAGAUAGUGCUGCCGAGGGAGACAAGGGACGGCAACAGGAGGAAGUCGGUGAUGAGGUCGAUCAAGAUACAGGUGGGGAAGACGACGAAGAAGACGACGAAGCCGACAAUGAAGUUGUGGGCGGAGAGAGUGAAUCUGACGAGGAAAAAGAUGAAAACAGACAGCAUACGGAACUGCUUGCUGACGAAUUGAACGAGCUAGAGACCACGUUGGCCCACACCAGACACAAGUUAAGCAAAGCCACAAAUCCUCUUUUGAAAAGUAGGUUUGUCGACAGCAUCAAGAAACUUGAGAAGGAAGCAGAGUUGAAACGCAAACAGUUGCAACAAACCGAAGAUUCUGCCCAGAAACAGCAUCCACAUCUUCCUGGCGCACAAACCAGACGCAACGAAGAAGUAGAAGAAGAAGAAGAAGAAGAAGAAGAAGAAGAAGAAGAAGAAGAAGAAGAGGAAGAAGAAGACGAAGAGGAAGAAGAAGAGGAGGAAGAGGAGGAGGAGGAGGAGGAAGUCGAGGAACAGGAAGAGAGGGAAGAGGAAGAAGAAGUAGAAGCAAAGGAUGAUGAAGCGCAACACGCACAAGACGGCAAGAUUACGGGCGACGCCCAUGAGACUCCAGCAGAAGAAACACUCGACCAAAACGAUCUUGACAUGAUGAUGCUGUUUGGUGCAGAGGGCGACGAGUGA